Messenger RNA from Paramisgurnus dabryanus, 1866 nucleotides. The record is from RefSeq and is a predicted model, not a curated record. NCBI's taxonomy places the organism in Eukaryota, Metazoa, Chordata, Actinopteri, Cypriniformes, Cobitidae.
GGCUCCGUGCACGACUCUACUUCCGUUCUACUUCCGCACCUCGACUGUGUGGGUGAGCACUUCCGGCAAGAUGGCGAUGUUUUACACCAGAUGUCUCCAAGACCUGCCAAAAAUUACUAUAUCAGACGUCCACAGACUCGUCCGAAAUGGAUGCUCUGCCCCCCGGAGUAAACGGGAAAAGGGGUACAAGAUGUACCUUUCAAGUUUUAUUGACAACUAUGAAGAUUACUUUUGAGGACAGCUCACCGAUUCAAAUAGCGGUGGCUGAGUGCUCCUGUGUGGCUGGAACCGCUCUCUGCAACCACAGUGUUGCACUACUGUAUCAGACCACAAAAUACUCUACGCUACAACUAAAAGCAGUACCACCUGUCCUCAGCUGCACAGAAACUGAGCAGCGAUGGCAUAAACCACGAAGAUUGGGUGUGAAACCAGGCAGAGUGGGUAACAUGGUAUUCAUCUCAACCAAACCCAAGUCAAGACAGUACACAGCUGCUGAUGGUGUAAGGAGCAAGCGCUACAAAGCAGUGCGGGGUGACUUGCCAGACCCAGAUUCCCUGAAGGUUGACGAGGCAUACCAGGACUUCGCGGCAGAACUUGCUCCGCUAAUCACUACACUCUCGAUAAGCAGUGAUGUCCCUCUUGUUGAUUCAACCUUUGGGACCGUUCAAGAAGGGAGCCCCAUUUCAUAUCAGCACCCAUUGCCAGUGAGUAGGGUAAUCAUCCACCACCCAGACGCACCCCCUCCACCACCCCUGCCGUUAGAUGGUCACAGGCUGGACCCAACCACAUGUUCCUUUGUGUGCACUCACCAACAACACCUUAAUGUAAUGUCCCUUAACAUUACUUUUGACAUGGCAAGAUCCAUCGAGAUGGCUACGAGAGAACAGAGUGGCAGCGCAGAGUGGCACAGCCUGAGGAAGAUGAGGAUCACUUCAUCCAGGUUCCGUGAGGUGUGCCAUGUCCGAGGUCACAGCUCUGCAGAGAACCUUGCAGAACGCAUCCGCAAAGGUGGGGUUCAGACAGCCUUGAUGAAGAGGGGGCUGGCACUGGAGCCAGAAGCUAUUCAGCAAUAUGCCCGCAUUAAAAACGUCAACUACUGGCCAUCAGGAUUUGUCAUCCAUCCAGAUGCUCCCUGGCUCGGAUCCUCUCCAGAUGGUGUCGUUUUUGAUCGAACGGAGGCACCACCGUUCGGGCUGGUGGAGGUGAAAUGCCCCAACUUGAAGAGCUAUGUUGACUCUGGUUGCCUGCACAUGCAGAGUGGCGCCUUGCGUCUGAAGCCAAGCCACAGCUACUAUUGGCAGGUGCAAGGCCAACUGCUUAUCACUGGAAUGCAGUGGUGUGAUUUUGUGGUUUUUGCAGAGGAGGACCUUUUUGUACAAAGAAUUUAUACAGAUGCAGAGGUUGCUAGGGUUAUAAGGGAGAGGGGGGAUUUUUUCUUUUUCUAUCAUUACCUGAUCUGAUCUUUAAAACAUUAAUGGUUCAGCCUGGUGUAAAAGUUUUGUGAUUAGCUGUAAAACAAUUAAUCACAUCCAAAAUAAAAGUUUGUAUUUACAUAAUAAAUGUGUGUGUGUAAUGUGUAUAAUUAUUUUAUCUAUAAAACACACACAUAUGCUUGCAUAUUAUUUGCAAUAACUAUAUUAUUAUCAGCAGCAUGUGCAUAUUACUGCAUUUAUAUGUAAUUUAUAUUAUAUAUUUUAUAUGUAAAUACAUUUCUCUUAAAUGUAUACAUGCACGUAUGUGCAUUUAAAAACAAAGUAAUUAUACACAGUACACACACAUUUAUUAUGUAAAUACAAACUUUUAUUUUGGAUGUAAUUAAUCGUUUUGCGUCCCUAAUUGUUAAUAUUAGAUCGUUGUAUAAGUGUU